GCCGGAGCAGGAGCAGCCCGUGGGUGAAAAGCCUUGUGGAAGAGUCUUCUUCGCUGAAUAAGCUACAACACUGCAAUGUCCAAGCCGAGGUUUCAGGCAGAGUGGGAGGAAAUUGACGAGGAAUAUCAACAAUUACAGGAAACUCACAAAAUAUACCGGCAAAAACUGGAAGAGCUCACCAGUCUUCAAGCAACUUGCAGCAACGCCAUCAGUAAACAGAGGAAAUGUCUGAAAGACUUGAGGCACAGUUUAACCAAGUGUGCACAGACGUGUGAUGAGAAAGAGCUGAAACUAAUAACUGACAUCAAAACGCAAAUAAAAGAUAAAGAAAAUGUUUUCUUUGACAUGGAAGCAUAUUUGCCAAAGAAAAAUGGACUAUACUUGAAUUUGGUCCUGGGCAACGUGAAUGUAACACUUCUCAGCAACCAGGCAAAAUUUGCCUACAAAGACGAGUAUGAGAAGUUCAAGCUUUGCAUGACAAUAAUCCUGAUGUUCGGAGCAAUAACCUGCCUCUUCUUUCUAAACUGUCGGGUCACUGAUGAAAUCUUCAACUUUUUGUUGGUGUGGUACUACUGCACAUUGACCAUAAGGGAAAGCAUCCUCAUAAACAACGGCUCCAGGAUCAAAGGGUGGUGGGUGUCUCACCAUUAUGUCUCCACCUUCUUGUCAGGUGUUAUGCUGACAUGGCCAGAAGGACCAAUGUAUCAGAUGUUCAGGAGCCAGUUUCUUGCCUUCUCCAUCUAUCAAAGCUUUGUUCAGUUCCUUCAGUACUACUACCAGAGCGGCUGCUUAUACAGACUGCGAGCUUUGGGAGAGAGAAAUCAGCUGGACCUCACAGUGGAGGGAUUUCAAUCUUGGAUGUGGAGGGGACUCACGUUUCUUUUGCCUUUUCUAUUUUUUGGCCAUUUUUGGCAGCUGUACAACUCGGUGACCUUGUUCCGCUUGGCAAGACAUGAGGAUUGUAAGGAGUGGCAGGUAUUCAUGCUGGCGCUAACGUUUCUCGUCCUGUUCCUGGGAAACUUUCUCACCACGGUAAAAGUCGUCCACCAAAAAGUUCAGAAAAACCCGGAGAAGGUCCAAAAAACUGACUGAGAAUAACCUCAGCGAGGCAUCUUCAAGGGCCAGUAAUUUUGAAGCAACGCGCACAAUCGCUUGAUGGACUGAACAGAGUGUGAUCAGGUCAAGAGACGACGAGGCUGAAGCCACCGUUUUCUCUCGGACUUUGACAGCAGCAGCAGCCUCCGGCCAAAGUUUCUAACAAAAAUGUUUUUACAUACAUAUGACUGUGUUGAUGUUCGUAUGAGCACUGCACAAAGUGACAUUCACCUGAUAGAUUAGUCUCUUUAACCUGUAUAUGUGUGAGUGGAAAGAGUGUGUUUAUUUGGGUGUUUGUGUCGGUGCAUGAACUUUAACGGAGAGCCUCUGUUCAAAUCAUAUGCAAAUAAUGAGGGAAGGUAGCAUCGUUUAACAGAACAGAAAAUAGUUUGCCUUUGAAGACCUAACGUCUGUCACGCACAUACUUCAUACUUCUGUGAAGUAAUGAUGAUCAAAACGUCUCCCAAAAAAAAUUGAACACUUUCAGUUUGAGGCUGUACUUUAUCGUUUUGUCUCAUCUCCCUGUUGUGUGAUAAUAUUUUUACUGCUAGUAUUUUUACUAGUCUUUAGAUCCUGAAAAUCUCAAAUGUAGGUCCACAGCUUAAAGAAAAAAACAAACUGAUACUUGAGUAUUGAGAAUUAUCUGAAAGGGUGGAGGAAUAAAAUCCCUCUGCCGUCUCGAGUGAGAGCAGCUGCUCGGUCUUUACUGUUACGGUUUUGUUUCCAGAUGAGUUGGGACUGCAAAGGGAGCGCUACAUCAUUUGUCUUUUUGAAAGCAGUGGUUUCGAAAGCCAUAACUUUUUUUUUUUUUUUUAACUUUGUCUAAAUCCCAAGAAGACGCAGAUAACGUGAACUGUUGUUACAUUUGGACGUUACAUUUCAUGUGGUCAUUAACAGAAUACUAACAAAGUGUUAAAUGCACAAAUCAUGGUUUACUGAUGGGGCAGCAACAUGCUUGUGUAAAAGUAGCUUCAAGGUGAGCAAGCAUUUCCUCACAAAGUUUAAAUUUAGCGACACAGUUACUGUGCUGUGAGUUCCCAUUUUGUUACAUGUUGGAGAAAUGUUGUGAUUAAAUGCUGCUAUUAGCACCAGUACUGUAAGACUGAUACUGAAUUAUGACUUUUUUUAAAUGUAUUCAAUUAUUUUUCUAAUUCCAACCCACAGACCCAUACACCCAUUAAAUAUUUCAGUUAAUUUAUGGUGAGAUCUUUCACUUUGCUUCACGUAGUUUUCUCUGAUGCCUUACUUUUUAUUCACGUGAGGGGGAGGGUGGGACAAAAAAACACCACUAGUAUUGUGAAAAUGGUUUCAUUGAUUGUGUCAUGUCUUGUGCAAUCAUGCUCCUGGAGAGAAUCUCGGUAUCUGUGUUUUUUUUUUUUUUUUUUUUUUUUUUUUAUUGAGGGAAAUUGAUCACAUCUGAUGUGAUUAAAACACUUUGUCUUUAACACACAAAAAAAUUGUACGUAGCUGUUUUUCAAGAAUGCAGUUUGUUCCCUGAGUUUUUCAUUCAUGUGUCCGUUAUGGUAAAAUCAGCACCUGAUUAGGAACAGUAACUCGUUUCUUGUUCUCACAGGUGUUCACUGUAUUCAUUACAUUGUUUCAGUCCAACUUGUGAUAAAAGCCUAAAUAAACUGUGCAGCCGC
This is a messenger RNA of Oreochromis aureus, 2738 nucleotides long. It is a transcript of the gene tmem120b, whose product is annotated as transmembrane protein 120B. Gene Ontology annotation, cellular component: membrane. The record is from RefSeq and is a predicted model, not a curated record. The coding region runs from base 76 to 1092 and encodes 338 amino acids. Gene Ontology annotation, biological process: fat cell differentiation. The transcript has 12 exons. NCBI's taxonomy places the organism in Eukaryota, Metazoa, Chordata, Actinopteri, Cichliformes, Cichlidae.